Messenger RNA from Tetrahymena thermophila SB210, 3730 nucleotides. RefSeq names its product Na,H/K antiporter P-type ATPase alpha subunit family protein. Gene Ontology annotation, biological process: proton transmembrane transport; intracellular sodium ion homeostasis; potassium ion import across plasma membrane. The transcript has 6 exons. Gene Ontology annotation, molecular function: P-type sodium:potassium-exchanging transporter activity; ATP hydrolysis activity; ATP binding. The record is from RefSeq and is a predicted model, not a curated record. NCBI's taxonomy places the organism in Eukaryota, Ciliophora, Oligohymenophorea, Hymenostomatida, Tetrahymenidae. Gene Ontology annotation, cellular component: membrane.
UUUAUUUGCGAAAAGAUAUUUUAAUAUAAACAAAAACAAAUAUUUUAACUAGCUAAAAUGCUUGAUUUAAAUAUUCAUUAAAAUUCAAAAAAACAAGAGACUGAAAUGUAAUAAAUGACUAAGGAAUAAAAAAAAUCCUAAAUCAUUGUAUCUGCAUUUGAAGAACUCAGAUAAUCUAUCACUAAUGUCAACUCUGUUAUCGAAUAUAGAAGGAAGCUCACUUAAAUAAAUCAAUCUAUUAGAUUAGAACCUACAGAGGGUCAUAAUAAUCAUAAAAUGCACAUUCCUUGCUUUGAUGAAGAACUUAUGAAUGAAAAAUAAGGUAAUGGUGCUGAUGCUAUUUAAAUAUAAAUGACUGAUAGAACCCACAGCAAGCAAGCUCCUCCCUCUAAAAAAGAAAUCAUAUAAAAUGAAAUAAUGAAGAGAGACGAACAUAAAGUAGAUCUUGAAAUUCUUGUUAAACGUUAUGGAACAAGUAUUUAAAAGGGACACGAAUAAUCAAGAGCUGAACAACUUAACUUAGAAUUAGGUGACAAUAAGUUAUCAGAAAAGCCUAAGGAACCACUCAUAUUUAAAUUUUUGAGGGAACUUGUUACUCCUUUUGCUCUUUUACUUUGGGCUUCAGCAAUUAUUUGUUUUAUUGCUUAUGAUAUGAAGACUUCCUAACCUGAUAAUCUCUAUUUUGGUAUUAUUUUAAUUGCUGUUGUAUUGAUAACUGCAAUUAUUACUUAUCAGUAAAAUAAAAAAUCUGAAGCUAUUAUGGAUUCAUUUAAAAACUUCUUGCCUCAAAAGAGUGUUGUUAUCAGAAAUGGAUAUGAAACUCAAAUUAAUGCUGAAAAGCUUGUACUUGGUGAUAUUGUCAAAGUUAAAGCAGGAGAAAAAAUUCCAGCUGAUAUUCGUUUAAUUUAAGUUAAUGAAAUGAAAGUAGAUAAUUCUGCUUUAACUGGUGAAAGUGAGCCCUAAAUUCGUUCUACAAUUUGCAGUCACCCCGAGUCUUUACUUGAAACAGCAAAUGUCGCCUUUUUCGGUACACUUUGCAAGGAAGGAUAAGGCACUGGUAUUGUUAUUUAAAUUGGUGAUAAGACCACUCUUGGUGAAAUUGCAGGAAUGGCAUAAGCUGAAAAGAAAACUAAAACUCCACUUCGUAUCGAAUUAGAUAGACUAAUUCUUUUCAUGGUUUUUGUAGCUCUCUCUCUUGGCGUUCUAUUUUUCUUACUUUCAUUCUUCCAUGCAGGUUACGAUGCAAUGACUUCAGUUGUUUACGGAAUUGGUAUUUUGGUUGUUAAUGUUCCAGAAGGUUUAAUUUGUUGUAUUACUAUUUCUCUUGCAAUAACAGCUUAAUCUCUUCAUAAAAAGAAUGUCUUGGUUAAAAAUUUGGAAUCAGUAGAAACUCUUGGAUCUACUUCUUGCAUUUGCUCAGACAAAACAGGUACUCUUACAUAAAAUGUAAUGACUGUUGAGCAUAUUUGGAUUAGCGGCUAAUAACUUAAAGCUAAAAAUAAAAAAUUAGUUGAAAAUGCUAAUGAAUUAGAUUACAACGAAAAUGACGCUGCUUUUAAAGAAUUGCAUCUCAACGCUAUCCUCAGUAGUGAUGCCAAAUUUGAUAUCAGUUAAUUAGAAGAUAAAUAAAACAUCGAUUACCUUAAAUGUCAUGUAAAUGGAGAUGCUACUGAAACUGGUUUAGUAAGAUUCUUCUAAUCUAUUGAAGACAUCAAUGUCACUAGAGAUAAAUAUAAAAUACCUGAAAACGAUGAAAAAACCUUAGCUAGAAUGCCUUUCAACUCUACUGAAAAAUUCGCUUUGACAAUUGUAGAAUAUAAAACAGAAACAAGCGAUUAUUGCGUAUAUGUUAAGGGUGCUCCUGAAAAAAUUUGGAAAUUCUGCUCUCAUGUUCUAGAAGGUGAACAAACUGUACCAAUAACUUAAGAAUGGGAAAAGAAAUUUUAAUAAAUCAAUAAAACCUUUGGUAAAAAAGGUGAAAGAGUAUUAGGAUUUGCCAAAUUGCACCUUCCUAGACAAGAUUAUCCUCUCAAUAACUCUAAUUUUUAGGUCUAAAGCCCUAAAACAUUCAAUUUUCCUAUAAAUAACUACGUCUUUACUGGUUUAAUUUCAUUAAUUGAUCCUCCUAAAACAAGAGUCCCUGGCGCUAUUCUUGAAUGUAGAUCUGCCGGUAUUAAAGUUAUCAUGGUUACUGGUGAUUAACCUCCUACUGCUGCAUCUAUUGCUAAAUAAGUAAACAUUAUUCCCAACUAUGUUGAAACAACUGAAGAAAUGAUGGAUAGAUUAAAUAUCCCUUGGGAAGAAGCUGUUGAAAAAUGUGAAGCCAUUGUUAUCCAUGGUGAAAAAAUUGUAUAAUCUAUUACUUUAGAAGAAUAAUAAGGAAUUGAAAAAUUCACAAACCUUAGAAAAUGGGUUAAGAAGCCUUACUGUGUAUUUGCAAGAACUACACCCGCUCAAAAGCUCUAGAUUGUAUAGGCCUGCUAAUAAGAAGGUUACAUCUGUGCAGUAACUGGUGAUGGUGUCAACGAUUCUCCUGCUAUUAAAUAAGGUGAUAUAGGUAUUUCUAUGAAUCUUACAGGAAGUGAUGUUACUAAAGAUGCUGCAGAUAUGAUUUUACUUGAUGAUGACUUUGCUUCUAUUGUAUCAGGUGUUGAAGAAGGAAGAAAGAUUUUUGAUAACUUAAAAAAGACAUUUGUUUAUCUUUUAUGUUCAAAUAUUCCUGAAAUCCUCCCCUUCCUUGCUUUCAUCAUUUUCAGUAUCCCUCUUCCCUUGAGUAAUAUUUACAUGCUUUGUAUUUGUGUUGGUACUGAUAUCUAUCCAGCUCUUUCUCUUGGUUAUGAAGAAGCUGAAAUUGAUAUUAUGACUAGAAGACCUAGAGAAAAGAAUGAUCACUUGAUCUCUCUUAAAUUGAUGGCCCACUCUUAUGGAUUGAUGGGUAUUAUGUCUAUGUCAUGUGGUUUCCUUGCUUACUUUACAAGCUUAAAUUACUUUGGUUUCAAAACUCUUGAAUUGUUUGGCAUGGCUACUUACACAGCUUACAAACCACCUAUUAAUCUUUUUACAGUUGACCCCAAAAUUGACUAAUUCUCCUAAUAUAAAGACAAUGAAAUUAUGUUCAAUUCUAAUGUCAUGCUUGGAAGUGAUACAUGCGAAGAAGAUUUAGAUAAAUUAAAACAAAGUGGAUAAGAUUUCUCAUGGACUGUUGAUUGGGCUUUAAUAGGAGAUGGAAAAUACGAUCUAAGAAAAGCUUUCAUUGAAUGCAAAGAUCAUAAAUGGUAAAGUAAGGUUGAUGGAUGGUCUGACUGUGAUAUUAACAGCAGCUACACAUAUUCUGAUUUUACCAACAACACAGCUUGCUAUUCAACAGAUGCUUUGAAAUUUGCUUAAUCCAGUUUCUUUUGCUGCAUAGUUAUCUUCUAAUGGAGUAACAUUUUUGCUUGCAAGGCAAGAAAAUCUUCUUUCUGCACUUCACCAUUUAAUAUGAAAAUGAUAUAAGGUAUUAUUUUUGAAACUGCCUUAGCAGCAUUUUUAGUACUUACUCCAGGAGUUAACACUGUUUUUGGUGGUCGUCCAAUUGAUUUCUGGUAAUUUGGUGUUUCUGGAGUUCCAUUUUCUAUAAUGGUCCUAGCCUGGAAUGAAAUUAGAAAGUACUUAAUUAGAUCUCAUAGAUGGUUCUUAAAGUACUCUUAUUGGUGAAGGAAGUACUUAUUUCAAUAAUAAUAAUAAUAAU